Messenger RNA from Haliotis rubra (blacklip abalone), 2858 nucleotides. Its product is annotated as TBC1 domain family member 10B-like. The transcript is spliced from 9 exons. NCBI's taxonomy places the organism in Eukaryota, Metazoa, Mollusca, Gastropoda, Lepetellida, Haliotidae. The coding region runs from base 303 to 1424 and encodes 373 amino acids. The record is from RefSeq and is a predicted model, not a curated record.
UUCCCAAACCGCACUUCCUGUAAGAACACGGAAAACUCACGAAAACUUUGACUGUUUUGCUCUGGAAGUACUGGGCACAUUUAUGAACAAAUAUGCAGUAAUCAGAUUCCAGAAAUGCACGGAUUUAGUUUACCAUAACCACUGAUGUUCUGCUCUUUAAUAUGCUGUGAAUGAUAUAUCGGAAAUAUUUUCUGUUGACAGCUCGGAGUUUUAAAGGUGUUCCUUUUCUACGGAAGUACAAGUCAAGUAUAACGUAAUGUAAGAACUGUCAGGAUUUGGUUUGUUUUUUUCCGAAGUGUCUCAUGGCUAAUGCUAAUCCAGGUGAACCGAUGGAUUCUGCCAGUGAUGGAAGUGAUGAAGAAGUGUCUGGUUUGGGGAAGAGCAGUGCCAAUGGCUCAGUUGUGGCAAAUGUUGACAGAUACGGAUUUAUGGGAGGAAAACAAUACACGAACCCAGACACCGAAGAUGUUCACCGGCUACCUCCCGAGGUUCUUCGAAAGAGAGAAAUUAAGUGGCUUGACAUGUUUGAAAACUGGGAAAAGUGGAUGAGCAAAAGGUUCAAAAAGGUUAAGGAUCGAUGUAGGAAGGGCAUACCAGCAUCUGUGAGACCCCGAGCGUGGCAGUUUCUGUGUGGGAGCAAGUUCGUCAUGGACCACAACAAGGGCAGGUUUGAGAAAUAUCUACAACUGCCAGGUGACCCUAAAAGUCUGGAUGAGAUAACAAAAGACCUACACCGACAGUUCCCGCUGCAUGAGAUGUUUUCUAAACAAGGAGGAUAUGGACAAGAGGAUCUAUUUCUUGUAUUGAAGGCAUACACAAUCUACAAUCCAGCUGAGGGAUAUUGCCAGGCCCAUGCUCCAAUAGCUGCAGUACUUCUGAUGCACAUGCCAGCAGAACAGGCCUUCUGGUGCCUGGUGGCCAUAUGUGAAAAAUAUCUUCCUGGAUACUACAGUCCGGGCCUAGAGGCAAUCCAGCUAGAUGGUGAUGUAUUGUUUGGGCUUUUAAAGAAGACAUCUCCUGCUGUUUAUAAGCAUCUUAAAAAGCAACGAGUUGAGCCUAUAAUGUAUAUGACUGAGUGGUUCAUGUGUGUAUUUACUCGAAACCUACCUUGGGCGUGUGUUCUGCGGAUAUGGGACAUGUUCCUGUGUGAAGGUGUAAAGGUGAUGUUCCGCAUUGCCCUGGUCCUCAUCAAAAUGACUUUAAGUGGCGGUGACAAACUGGCUGAAUGUACAUCCUUCUAUGAAACUUUAGAAAAACUCAGAAACAUUCCAAUGGAUGCAUUUGAUGAAGAAACACUGGCUAGAGAGUCACUUAAACUGAAUAUUAACGAGAGUGAUAUGGAGAAGGAACAUCAACGACAGAUAGGGAAACGACGCAAAGAGAAAGAGAAAGGUUCCAGGUCCAGCAAGAAAAACAAGACAUAGCCAUCAUUCCACAUUAUUGUUAAUUCCAUGUAUUUCUGGGAACAAAUCAAAAGCUGUGUAUUUGGAUCUACUUCACCACUCCAUCGAUAUACAUGCCCAAAGUUGGUUCUCAGGCACCAUAACUAAAUGUUUGUUGCCUAGGUAAUGACAGAUGCAUGUCCACACAUAUGCUUGGCAUUAUUAAGAUUUCUGUCAGAAGAGCACAAUACGGACCUCAGUGGGGGUAGUCUUGCUGUGAGUUGUAGAAUCAUCACCCACUGACACUUGCUUACAGUCAGUGCUUAUAGAGGAUUGGUGUAUUGACAACAAGCAAGGAGAGAGGAAACAUAUUAGAUCCUGCAAGAUGCAAGAUACUAAGUGUUUCAUAUGAUAUUGGCCAGUGCUUUACCUCAUGUAUGCUGACAUUCCAUGUGAACAGGUUGUGACAAACGGGCUGAUACACCAAAUGAAACAGGAUCCAAGUUUUGUUCGUUUUCCAAGACUUACUUCAAAGACAUUUCUAGUUCUCUUUUUCAGGUCUUGGUAUCUGCCUUUUAAUUCUCUACAGAGAAAUCUUUCAGACAGGGUAUUUUAUCUUGCUCAGACUGUGAAGUUGGGCUUGUGAUCAAUGGUUCUAGAAGUUUCAUAUGACUAAAGAUUGUACUUUUAGCUCCACUGAUUGAAAGUCAUUGAGCUUAUAUGUUAUGGAUAUCCAGCAUUGGUACUAUCAGCUUAAACAUGUUCACAAUGAAACAUGGGCGACUGAAGCUUAAACAUGGUAUGCUUGUUAUCACUACUACUGACAACUGAAUCUGUUCAUCUGUUCAGGAGGUUUGGUUCUGAUUGCCAGUUAAGGAGUAUGACAGCCAAAGUAACUAUUUUAAUAAACCUCUCCAAAACCUAAUGAAGAUAUUAGCUCUCAUAUACUGUUUAUCCCAAUCUUUGACUGGACCUUCUAUAAAUUGUAAAUACAAAUAAGUUGUGUAUUAUUUAUUGAUUAUUUAUUGCUAAUUUGCUAUUAGUUUCUUACUCUUUCUUUUGCUUUAUACUAUUAGUGGGAAGUGUAGAAAGGUAUCUGUCAGGGUGAACUAUGAUGUUUGACAAAAUAUGACUAAGUCAUGGUCAGUGGUAUUCUAGAAUGCUGGUGUGAGAACUGUUCAGACAUCUGUUAUCCAGUUGAAAACAUGGCCUCCAGAUUUGACCCAUGUAGGAUAUGUAGCCAUGUAGUCAGGCUGUAGUAUGUUGUUCAGUGUGGUUGUUGCCAUUUCGUAAUAUGUUAAUCUGUUGAAUCCUGUAUGUUAUCAACAAAUGUCAUUUUAAAAACAUUCACAGCCAAGACAAUGCUAGAAUUUAAUGUUGUUGACAAAUUGUAUCUCUUUAAACAAGCAAUAUGACUGAAUGAUUAGUUUUAUAACGUAUAUUUGGUAUUGCUGGAGCAGAUAGGAUACACUCUGC